AUGAAGAACGCUUUCAAGUGGAGCGAGGGGCCACGUCAGUUCCAGCUCGAAGGUGUGAGGGCCCAGCUUGAAGGCACGGACACCAUCAUUCAAGCACCCACCGGCUCUGGGAAGACAGCGAUUGCGGCAGGUCCGUAUGUGUGGCCAGGAAAUGCCGAGAAGACCACGAUUAUGGUCAGCCCGCUGUUGGCACUGGAGGAGGAGAUGGUCGGUACAUUCCAGACCGAGUUCGGGCUACCUGCAGUCGCAGUCAAUAGUCAAAGUGAUCCCCAAAAAUUGCGAGAGAUCAUAAAAGGCAUUUUGCAAGCCCAAUACCGAAUUAUCCUCAUCUCGCCUGAGAUGCUACAAUCCCGCAUGUUCAAGGAUCGCGUUCUCCGUAACCAGAAAUUCACAUCGCGGGUGCUGAGCAUCGUGCUUGACGAAGCACACUGCCUCUCGCACUGGGGAGCAAACUUCCGGAAGCACUACAAUAGCCUGGGCACAGUACGCGCCUUCCUCCCCCCUGGUACCCCCAUCAUCGCUGUCACAGCCACACUCACCGCACGCGUCCGGCGCGACCUGCACUCCAAGCUUCACUUCCCGAAGCUUGGCAGCAAGUUCAUUAACAUUGGUAAUGAUCGACCCAAUGUCUCGAUCGUAGUACGGGCAUGCGAACAUCCACAGAACACCUUCGCCGACCUCGACUUCGUCCUGCCCACUUCCAUCAGUUCCCCACAGGACAUCCCGAAGACGUACGUCUAUGUCGAGAACAUCGAGACCGGCAAUGACAUCAUCGACCACCUCGAGGCGCUCCUCCAGACACGCAAUCCAUCGCUCGCCAACUCCGGCCUUAUACGCCCCUUCAAUGCGACGAUGUCGCCGGAGUAUCGGAACGCGGCCAUGGCCGCAUUUCGCGACAACUCCAACUUCAGUUCUAAUAGUGACGAGGACAUCGGACGCGAGCAUCAUCAAAACCAGCCAAUACGCAUUCUCGUGUGUACAGAUGCGGCAGGAAUGGGCUGCAAUGUCCCUGAUAUCGAUCUUGUAGUUCAAUGGAAGCUCCCCGCGAAACUCUCCAACUUCAUACAACGAGCUGGCAGAGCAGCACGAGGCCGAGGGCGAACAGGGCUGGCGAUCCUCCUCGUUGAACGCUCUGCAUAUUCGACUGAUAUACAGUCUUCAAUUGACAGCCCACUGGAGGAGCCUCAGGCUCGGCAGAAGCCCGUCAGCCGUGUCGCCAAAAGCCGUGGGACACGAGGCCGGAACGUUAAGUCGACAAGCAAGAAGGCUGCCAAAGGGUACGCGGAGCUACAUGGAGUGAAUCGCGGGAAUAGCACCGGCAAUGCCGACGGACCGCUGAAUCCUCGCGAUCAGCCGCAUCUUGAUCGUGAGGGAGAAGACGAGGGCCUCUUAGCAUUUGUACAGAGCACCCGAUGCCGCCGAGGAGUAUGGAGGGACAUGUACGAGUGCCCGCCUCAGGUGCCCGUUUGCGAUUCGACAACGCCCGGCUCGCAACGUACUGUGCCCUGCUGUGAUCUCUGCGACCCCACGCUGUUUGCUCGUACUCGACCACCACGCCUCACACGACCUGCCAAAGCCGUGUCACAAACAUACGGCUUAUCUCACCCAAAGGCGCAGAGUGCACUCGAGCAGUGGCGCAGUACGACACUCGCACGAGAUUAUCCACAGGCCAUCUUCGGGGCCAGCGCACUGCUUGACGAUGCGAUCAUCGAAAAGCUGACUUCAGUGGGACCAGUAACACCCACACAAGCCAAAGAGAUGCUCAAGGGGUGGCUCUGGCGAGAUGACUACGAAGGCGAGCUCUCUGAUCUUCUCUGUUCGUUGAAUAUCCCCUUCUACCCGAAGCCUAAACCACCCAAGAAACCUCGGGCUACACAAAAAUCAGCCACUAUGAAACCAGCAACAAAGCGGGCAGCUCCGGAAGUGAACACUGCCGUCGUCACGGGUGAAUCCCCGCAGGCAGAUUCGGACGCAAGACCGUUGAAGCGACAGCGUCCGGUUGCCAAUGUAAGCCGUCACGAGUCUAUCACUGGUGAACACACUGACCGUGAUUCACAUUUAGAUUCCUGUAACCGAACGUGA
Molecule: messenger RNA, 2082 nt
Organism: Fomitopsis serialis
Lineage: Eukaryota; Fungi; Basidiomycota; Agaricomycetes; Polyporales; Fomitopsidaceae
Product: P-loop containing nucleoside triphosphate hydrolase protein
Exons: 5
Coding region: 1-2082 (693 amino acids)
Biological process (GO): double-strand break repair via homologous recombination
Cellular component (GO): cytoplasm; chromosome
Molecular function (GO): 3'-5' DNA helicase activity; four-way junction helicase activity; nucleic acid binding
Source: RefSeq, a predicted model, not a curated record